Molecule: messenger RNA, 1038 nt
Organism: Recurvomyces mirabilis
Lineage: Eukaryota; Fungi; Ascomycota; Dothideomycetes; Mycosphaerellales; Teratosphaeriaceae
Exons: 1
Coding region: 1-1038 (345 amino acids)
Biological process (GO): anaphase-promoting complex-dependent catabolic process
Cellular component (GO): anaphase-promoting complex
Source: RefSeq, a predicted model, not a curated record
AUGCUCUCCCUCCCACUCAUCCCACCCACCAUCGACUCUUCCCCCAUCCUCCCUACACGUUUCCGACCCCGCCCAAACUCUCCACCACCUGCCAAUGCCGCUCAGAACCCACAAGCAGCGCGUCAGCUCCAGCAACGACGAGAUGAAGAACGCAAAGCCCACAACACCCACUCACCACUCGCACUACUAACCACCGACGAGAACGCGAUCAAGUCUCGCAAGUAUGACAUACAAAUGUUCGGCCAUCGCUGGAUUCGUCCUCCAGGAGUACCCAAAACACUGCAGGCUAUGCACGAAGAAGAAGUCGAGCGUAGGGAAAUGGAGGAGCAGGCAAGACAGGAGCAGAAUAUGAGGGAUCUACAAGCGAGGCAGGAAGUCGAGGAGGCUCGAGAGAGGGCUGAGAGAGCUGAUGAAGAAGGUGGAGAGGAUGAAGAGGAGGAGCGCGAUUUGGACGAAGACAUUCCAGACGCUGAUGCUGAAGCAGAGGCUGAAGUCAGCUUUAAUGAGGAAAGUAUGGUCGAAGGCAGCAGUCAAUUUGUCGAAAACGAUGGAGAAGUAGAGGAUGAUGAAGACGUACGAGAAGCAGUCGAGAUGGAAGUGGCAGAAUUGACGGGUGCAGCACGAGAGGAGGAGGAACUGGGCAUUGAUCGUGACCUCGACGACUCCGUCCCGGAAGCAGGCAGUUAUCAGCAUACAGACACUGAACUCGAAGAUAGUGACGACGAGGAAAGUGGAUUGCAAGACUCUUUCGCCAUGCAGAGUGCGCGACGCUCGGUUCGAGUGCAGCAGCGCGAUAGCAGGUCUGCUCGAUCAGGACGGCAGUUCCAGGCACAGGUGCAAAGUAUGGGUGGGUUACAAGAGAGGAUGCGAGCACAGGUUGGUGCGGCGGAUGCUUUGCCUAGAAGUCCUGGAAGCCUGAACUUGUCGAGCUCGGUGUUGGAGGGCUCCUUUGUGGGUAGUAGUCCUGUUCUGCAGAUGCAGAGAGGUGGUCAUGCACAGGCAAGAGGUAGAAGCGGGAGGAGGGGGAGGAUGAGCUGA